CAGAAAUCAACCCAAAACUACAGUUCUAGUGACCCUACAGCAGCAUACAAAUAAUCUUGAUUAAGAAGAAUCAAACCUCAGGACUAAAACCAAGCAGUAUUAUUUACAGACUAAUCAAUGGGAAGAUAUGGUAGUAGGGUGGUGCAUGGCUUGAUUUUUACAGAUGCCUGCAAUGGAAGAAAGGAGGAACAGUCAUGACUUUCCUUCUGAAGACCCCAUGACUUCUGCUUCACCUGGAGAAACCGUCAAGGACCAGCCUUCCAGACUUUCUGGUUAUCUGGCCAAGCUCUCUGGAAAGGGGCCUCUGAGGAGUUUCAAGAACCGUUGGUUCGUGUUUGACCCCAGGAGGUGCUAUCUCUAUUACUUCAAGAACCCCCAGGAUGCACAGCCAAUGGGACAUAUAGAUAUUGCGGAUGCCUCUUUCAGCUACGACCUGGAGGCAGAAGAGGGACAGUUUGAAAUCCACAGUUCUGGAAGGGUGUCCCUGCUCCGGGCUCCGAGUAAGCAGAUCAUGACCUGUUGGCUGCAGGAACUACAGCAGAAACGCUGGGAAUACUGUAACAACCUUGGAGCUGUAAAGAGGGACAGUACCAUCCACCCUGGGGCUGUAGAGGUUCCUACAGGUCUAGUGGCCAAAGAAAGUACAGAUCUUAUGAAUAUUCCAGGCAUUAGUGAAUCGGCAGAGCAUGCUCGGAACCAGUUUGCUGUCGCGAUGAAUCCAGGAAUCCUUGGUGAGCAGAUGUCUGCUGACCAAGCGGCUAACCACCCGGCACCACUGCAGGGCCUGCUGAGACAGUGGAGUAAUGACAUCAGAAAUUCAGUGCAACAUCUCAUGCCGAGCAGAGGAAACCAUGAUGGCAGGAGGAGCGUGUUCUACACCAGUGACGAGUGGGAGCUGCUAAACCCCACCUACAAGGAACUGGAGGAAUGCCAUCUACAAGAGGAGAGGAGGAAACAUCAAUGGGAGGGAAUGAAAGGUGGCGCAGGCACGGUAUACCAUACUGAUUUUGGACGCAUCCCUUUAAAACCAAGACGCCCAUUACGUGAGAUUUUUAGCAUUGUCGGGAACCGGAACAGCACAGAAUGUCUCUCUGUGGAGUCGAUGUCAUCUGACUCGGGUGCUAAUUCACAACCUCAAACCCAGGAUGAUGAGUUGGAAAAACUAAAAAAUGAUCUCAGCAGCCAAAAGGAGCUGGUGAGGCUGUUGCAACAAUCCUUGAGGUCAUCGCAGUAUGAUAAAUAUUUUGCUAGGCCUUUCUGUGAUGGUAUUCCAGAAGACCAUCUGCAGUUAUUGCAGCAAAAAGACACUCAAAUGCAGGAGCUGAUUGUUCUCCUGGAGAAACAGACGGAUGAGAAAGAUCAUCUGAGAAAAGAGAUGGAGGAGCUCAAGAGCAGCAUCAAGGACUUAAAGGACCAGCUUAACAUGAUGAUGGAAACCAUCCAAGCUAAAGAUGAGGUCAUCAUGAGGCUAUCAAGACAGCUUAGUGAAUAUGAACAGAAUUCCCCCAAAUCAAUAGUGGCUCCUGAGAGUCUAGAUUUAACCGAACUGACCCGACUACAGGACAGCCUACAAGGCUACAAAGCACAAAACCGGUUUCUCAACAAAGAAAUUUUGGAGCUCUCUGCCCUACGAAGAAACUCGGAGAGGAGAGAACAGGAAAUGAUGACCAAGUAUUCAAAUCUAGAAGCCAAGCUGUGUCAAACAGAGAGCAAGUACCUUAUUCUUCUGCAAGAACUGAAAGCACCAGUGUAUUCAGAUGGACAGGGGCCAGCUGUGGAGGUUGUGAAUCAGCUGAUAGAGGAUGCACUUAAGGUGGAGACCUGUGAGCAUACCUUUAUUAGACCUCCAACUGUCAGCAAAUAUGACAUUUAUGGGUUUCAGAUCCUGCCAGAAGAUGAUGAGGAGGAGAAAUUAGUAGCAAAAUUAAGGGCACUAGAACUUAAGACUUUGUCACUUACUGAAAACCAUGAGAUUUCCACUGUGGUCAAAUGGGACAACUAUUUUGCAAGUACUGUAAACCGUGACAUGGUUCGUUCUCCAGAGCUUAAGAAUCUGAUCCGGAAUGGCAUUCCUCAUGAGCACAGGUCCAGAAUGUGGAAAUGGUUUGUAAACCUGCAUAUUAAGAAACUAAAGGAUGAGGAGGCUCCCGGAUACUUUCAGACCCUACUUCAGAAUGCGCUAGAGAAGCAGAAUCCAGCAUCCAAGCAGAUAGAGCUGGACCUUAUGAGAACACUUCCCAACAACAAGCACUACACUUCGCCCACCUCCGAGGGCAUUCAGAAGCUGCGCAAUGUCCUGUUGGCCUAUUCUUGGAGGAAUCCAGACAUUGGCUACUGCCAGGGACUUAAUAGGUUGGCUGCCAUUGCACUGCUAUACCUUGACCAGGAAGAUGCCUUUUGGUGCUUAGUCACCAUUGUUGAAGUAUUCAUGCCACGAGAUUAUUAUACAAAAACUCUCCUUGGAUCCCAGGUGGAUCAGCGAGUGUUUAAGGACCUGAUGAGCGAGAAGUUGCCACGACUCAGUGCACACUUUGAACAGUACAAGGUGGAUUAUACACUGAUCACUUUUAACUGGUUCCUCGUGGUCUUUGUUGACAGCGUGGUUAGUGACAUCUUCUUUAGGAUAUGGGACACCUUCCUGUAUGAAGGAUCCAAGGUGAUUUUUCGUUUCGCUUUGGGAUUAUUUAAGUAUAAAGAAGAAGAGAUUUUAAAGCUGCAAGAUUCAAUGUCCAUAUUUAAGUACUUGCGCUAUUUCAGUCGCACUGUCCUUGAUGCAAGGAAACUGAGUAACAUGGCGUUUUUGGACAUGAACCCAUUUCCGUUGCGGCAGAUCCGUAAUCGUCGGGCAUACCACCUGGAAAAGGUUAGACUGGAGUUGUCCGAGCUAGAAGCUAUCCGCGAAGACUUCAUUCGGGAACGGGAAACCAAUCCGGAGAGGCGGGACCUUAUCAGUGAUGAUGAUGAAGAUAGUUGAACAACCAUUUUGAGAAAUCUUCUUAAGACUGUUUUGAGUCCCCUGCGGACUGCAGAAAUAACGCUGGACGUAUUUCUAAACUAACAU
Molecule: messenger RNA, 3061 nt
Organism: Spea bombifrons (plains spadefoot toad)
Lineage: Eukaryota; Metazoa; Chordata; Amphibia; Anura; Pelobatidae
Gene: TBC1D2B
Product: TBC1 domain family member 2B
Exons: 13
Coding region: 164-2974 (936 amino acids)
Source: RefSeq, a predicted model, not a curated record